CUAUCUUUCAUUGAUUUAAAAAUUAGUUAAAAUCAACAUCUCAAUUCAAUUUAAAACUAUAUUUUGAAAAGAACAUUUGAAGUGGGAGACAUAGCAUAAACCCUAGAAACGCAUUUGUAGUCUGUAGAUCAAAUUGAAACAUAUCAAAAAAGAAGCUAAAGAAAGAGGCAGCAUUAAGCAGGUGACAAUGGAGUUGGGGGUUGAAAUCAUUUCCAGAGAGAAUAUCAAGCCAUCUUCCCCCACACCUCCUCACCUCAGAACCUACAAAAUCUCCCUCUUGGAUCAACUCAUUCCUUCUUCAUACAUUGCUCUUAUUUUCUACUACCGUCCAGCAAAAAUAAAUACCCGUUACAUGAUCUCUGCCAAUUCGCAGCACCACCUCAAGCAGUCCCUCUCCCAAACCUUAACCCGCUUCUACCCCCUUGCCGGAAAGAUCAAAGACGACCGCUCCAUCGAUUGCAACGACAGCGGCGCUCUCUACGUCCACGCCCAAAUCCGGCAUAACCUCUCCACCAUUUUAACGCUUCCCGAUAUCUUUUCCCUCCAUCACCAAUUCCUUCCAGUCGACACCAUCUGGAAGGAAUCGUCGACCCACAGCUCCCACGUUGCACUGAUCCAAGCAACAUUCUUCAGUUGCGGCGGGAUCGCCAUCGGCAUCUGUGUCUCCCACAAGGUCGCCGACGGCGUCACCCUCAUCUCCUUCGCCAAAGCCUGGGCAGCCACCGCUCGCCGAUCGGCGCCCGUUAUUCAUCCCACUUUCAACGCCCCGACUCUCUUUCCCCAAAACGAGUCGCUCACCAAUUCAGGCCACGCGGUGCCGCGAAGCAAGUUGCUGAGAGAAGGGAGGAGCGUUUGGAGGAGAUUCGAGUUCACCAAGGACGCCGUGGCCGCCCUCAAGGCCAGAGCCGGGAGAGCUCUCCCGUCGCGAGUCGAGGCCGUGUCGGCGCUCGUCUGGAAAUGUGCGAUGAACGCGUCCAAGGCAACGCAGGGUUCCGAGAGGCCCUCCGUGAUGUCCCACUUGGUCAACUUGCGAGCGAGGGCGAGGCCUCCUCUCCCGGAACACUCGUUCGGAAAUUUCUUGUGGACGGCGAGCGCGCGGCACGUAAGCGGCGGCGGCGGCACAGACCAGCUGGCUGACUUGGUGGGGGAGAUUAGAGAAGCGAUGGAGAAAUUAAACGGUGAAUUUGUGGAGAAGCUGGGGGGAGAGGAAGGGGUUAGGAUGGUGUGGGAGGCGGUGAGGGAGUCGGGGGAAAUGUUUUCGAGGGAGGGGACGGAUUACUUGUCGUGCACGAGCCUGUGUAAUUCGGGCGUGUACGAGGUGGAUUUUGGGUGGGGGAAGCCGUGGUGGGUGGGAGUGGGGGUGUCGGCCGGGGAAGUCUUCAUGAAUUUGGUGUUUUUGUUGGAUACGAGAAGGGGAGACGGGGGAGUGGAGGCGUGGGUACUGUUGGGCGAGCGAGAGAUGUGCUUCUUCGAACGCGAUCCUCUGCUUCUGGGUUUCGCUUCCUUUGAACCCAACUCCUUCCUACCUCCCUACUCCCGCUCUGAUCUGUGAUCGCUCGCGACUGCACAAAUUGGCUCGAAUGCUCAAUUUUAUUUUCGUCAAUUUCAUUUGUUUCUUUCCUUUGCAUGUGAGUUUAAAGUCACUCGAAAAUUGCUUUGAAAUAAUAGAAAUAAUUUGUAUA
Malania oleifera is the source of this 1682-nucleotide messenger RNA. RefSeq names its product stemmadenine O-acetyltransferase-like. Bases 188 to 1552 code for a protein of 454 amino acids. NCBI's taxonomy places the organism in Eukaryota, Viridiplantae, Streptophyta, Magnoliopsida, Santalales, Ximeniaceae. The transcript has a single exon. The record is from RefSeq and is a predicted model, not a curated record.